Messenger RNA from Musca domestica (house fly), 660 nucleotides. RefSeq lists its product as uncharacterized. The transcript has 2 exons. NCBI's taxonomy places the organism in Eukaryota, Metazoa, Arthropoda, Insecta, Diptera, Muscidae. The record is from RefSeq and is a predicted model, not a curated record. The coding region runs from base 65 to 577 and encodes 170 amino acids.
CAACAUUUGUAUAAAUUGGCCAUCUGUCUAUAUAAGUACGUCUUGAAAUGGAUAUAUUCAAUUCAUGUUAGCCAAUAUAUCACAAAUAGACAUAUUCAGAAUGUUUUAUUCAAAAGUGAUUAUAUUUCUUUCUGCCUUUAUCCUUUUUUGUCUUAGUUUCUCCUCAGCGUUGGAGGACCCUUGUGACCAAUGUAUUGGUGACUCCAUUGCCGAAAAGGCAAAUAUAAUUAGCAAUAAACGUGAAUGUUGGUUCAAUGCCAAACAUCAUUAUAUGGUGAAAUUUAAGGAUCUGAUGAUGAACACACUCGACGAAGAAUUUGAGACACUGGUCAAUGGUGCCAAUGCCGAAGCAUCGGAAGCCUGCAAGCAGGAAAUUGCAAUCGAUGAUUGUGAAAAUAUCGAAGAAAUGGAUGAACAAGCCAAAUGUUUUAUUAAAAAUUGUAAAACAAUGGCAGGGCUUUAUCGUGACAUUGAAGAGUGUGAAAAGAAAAUCUUAAUGCCACAACAGGCGAAGCUGAUUGAGAGAUUUUUGACAGGCAUCAUUGGUGGCUGGCGUCAAAUUCAUACAACUUGUUAGGGGAACAGAGAGAGAGUGAAAGAAACAAUUAAAAGAAAUGAUAUUUUAAUAAAUAAAUAAAAAUAAAAAACAAAAUAUUUAAA